AUGGAGGUUCUCAAGACGGCAAAAAUCACCAACGAAGCCGCGGCCAAGAUCCUAAAGAAGUUUGUGGCGACCAAAGAGGACGAGACGAAUGCGGAUUUGAUGAUGAGCGAAGAGGUCAAGUUCCAAUUGGUGCAGGUGCUGGCGCACUUGGAAGGCAAGAAGCCGCAGAUCGAGUUGCCGCAGACGGAGGACCUAUAUGGGCAAUACUAG
Molecule: messenger RNA, 210 nt
Organism: Peronospora matthiolae
Lineage: Eukaryota; Oomycota; Peronosporomycetes; Peronosporales; Peronosporaceae
Source: the annotation of a GenBank genome assembly